AUGUUUGAGAGUCACGGUUUUGGGACGACGAAGCAAAUGAUCAAUUUCGUGAUCUAUGGGAGCAUUUUUUGGAUCAUGACAAUGGUUCUAGCGAAUUUCGUGAAUUACGAAAGGACGAAAUUUCGCCCUGGAGUCGGCUCUUACUGCAUCAGAGAGUUCAAAACAUGCAUUCAAAACUUCGAAUACAAUUCAUGCUUAAAUCCACUUUAUAACUGCGCCAGUCUUUCGCACGACGAUUACGGUAGUUUUCAUUUUCCGGAGAAAAUGGCCGAACUCAACUUCCCAGCGUCGGAUGAAAAAGAAAUUUUUACAGAUGAAGAAAACGAGCUCAAUCGAAAUCUUUGCUUCCAAACAGCUGGUUUAUCCAGAAAUCUUUGCGAAAAUCUUUGCUUUGAGUCGCAGUUUAGUUUUAUCGAGGACGAAAAAUUUAUUGAAGCGAUGAACAAGCCACCUGAAGAGUAUCAUUGGCAAGUUGACGAAAAAUCUGCUACUUAUAAUCAUUCAAAAAACUUCGAGUGCAUGGAAAUUUGCAAGUAUGCUGCUGGAAUUCAAGAGAGAGAUGAUUGCCCACAGGAAAAAAGGUGCCCAAACGGCUGUCCUUGCAAAGGCUACAAAUGUACCAAAAAUCACCCGAGAGACGACAUUGUCUACAUCGAAAAAUAUCACAAGGGCAAUCGAAUUGAUUUCCCCGCUGACAAAGGGUUUUACAAAAUGAUGCCAUCAAAUAUUCGAUUUGAGAAAAUUGAAAGUCCAGCUUUUAUCUUAGGGUUGGAAAAAUGCUCAAAGCGUGAACAGACUAAAGUUUAA
Oikopleura dioica is the source of this 807-nucleotide messenger RNA. NCBI's taxonomy places the organism in Eukaryota, Metazoa, Chordata, Appendicularia, Copelata, Oikopleuridae. The record is from the annotation of a GenBank genome assembly.